Messenger RNA from Gryllus bimaculatus (two-spotted cricket), 14401 nucleotides. NCBI's taxonomy places the organism in Eukaryota, Metazoa, Arthropoda, Insecta, Orthoptera, Gryllidae. The record is from the annotation of a GenBank genome assembly.
UAUGAUUGUAGGGAGGUCUCUGUGCUUCUGAGGUCGACCAACGCUGUAUUCUCUAUAGAAUAUAUACUCCAUGGCGCUGAUAAAUUUUAGUGAUCUCCGCAAAUGACAGUGAGGAAGUUUUGUUUGCGCUCUAUAUACACAAAUUUACAUCACAAUGGCUACAGAGAAGGUUACAUUGCAAGAUGCUCUGUCAAAUGUUGAUGUUUUGGAUGAGUUGCCUUUACCUGAUGAACAACCCUGCAUUGAAGCACAACCUUGCUCAGUUGUUUACCAGGCAAAUUUUGAUACUAAUUUUGAAGACCGAAAUGGUUUUGUCACUGGUAUUGCCAAGUACAUCGAAGAAGCCACAGUUCAUGCAAGUUUGAAUGAACUGCUAGAUGAAGGUUUAGUACAUGCAGUGAUGUUGUACACCUGGCGUUGUUGUUCAAGAGCAAUUCCUCAACCCAAGUCUAAUGAACAACCAAAUAGGGUAGAAAUUUAUGAAAAAACUGUGGAAGUUCUAGCCCCAGAAGUUAACAAACUCUUGAAUUUCAUGUAUUUUCAGCGGAAAGCUAUUGAGAGAUUUUCAGCAGAAGUGAAAAGAUUAUGUCAUCAGGAGAAGAGGAAGGAUUUUGUCUCAGAGGCAUAUCUUUUAACUCUUGGAAAAUUUAUCAACAUGUUUGCAGUGUUAGAUGAAUUAAAAAAUAUGAAAUCUAGCGUUAAAAAUGAUUAUUCUACAUACAGAAGGGCUGCACAGUUUCUUAAAGUUAUGGCUGAUUCUCAGACAUUGCAGGAGUCACAAAAUCUUUCAAUGUUCCUUGCUACACAAAACAAGAUUAGAGAUACCGUUAAGGAAAAUUUGGAAAAGAUAACAGGAUAUGAGGAACUGUUGGCUGAUGUUGUAAAUAUUUGUGUUCAUAUGUUCGAAACUAAAAUGUAUCUCACCCCAGCUGAGAAACACAUGCUUGUUAAAGUUAUGGGAUUUGGUCUUUUCUUGAUGGAUAGUGAUCUGUGCAAUAUUAACAAACUUGAUCAAAAAAAGAAACUUAAACUUGAAAAAAUUGAUCGAAUUUUUAAGAACUUGGAAGUUGUACCUUUGUUUGGUGACAUGCAAAUUGCUCCAUUUAAUUACAUUAAAAGAAGUAAACAUUUUGAUCCAUCAAAAUGGCCCUUAUCUAGCUCAAAUAGUAUUAGUCCACAAGCUGAUUUAAUGGUGCACUUGCCACAAAUUAGAGAAGACCAUGUUAAAUAUAUCAGUGAACUGGCUCGUUACAGCAAUGAGGUGACUACUACAUACAAAGAGACACGAAGUGAUGUUGAAAAUAGAGAAACAGCUGAAUUAGCAUUGCGUGGGCUUCAGCUCUUAUCUGAAUGGACAAGUGUUGUUACUGAAUUGUACUCAUGGAAGUUGCUUCAUCCAACUGAUCAUCAUCAAAACAAAGAAUGCCCUGCAGAAGCUGAAGAAUAUGAAAGAGCAACCCGAUACAAUUAUACAGAAGAAGAAAAAUUUGCUUUAAUUGAAGUAAUUGCAAUGAUAAAAGGGUUGCAAGUAUUGAUGGCAAGAAUGGAAACUGUUUUUACCGAUGCAAUACGCCGAAAUAUUUAUGCUGAACUUCAAGAUUUUGUACAGUUAGUACUUCGAGAGCCUCUACGAAAAGCCAUAAAAAACAAAAAGGAUCUCAUCAGAAGUAUCAUAGUCUCAGUAAGGGAAACCUGUGCUGAUUGGCAACGUGGAGUGGAACCACAGCAAGAUCCUGCCUUGAAGGGCAAAAAAGAUCCAGAUAAUGGUUUUGGUAUUAAAGUGCCCCGUCGAAAUGUUGGUCCAUCAUCUACCCAGCUAUACAUGGUGAGAACUAUGCUUGAAUCGCUUAUUGCUGAUAAAUCAGGAGGAAAAAGAACUCUACGAAAAGAUAUUGAUGGACAGUAUUUGGUGCAAAUAGAUCAAUUUCACAAGACUUCAUUUUUUUGGAAUUAUCUCCUUCGUUUCAGUGCUUCCCUUCAAGACUGCUGUGAUUUGUCUCAAUUGUGGUAUCGUGAAUUCUAUCUUGAAAUGACAAUGGGGAGAAGAAUUCAGAAAUGUACGGUGAGACAUCAACAUAAUGAAGAGUGCAGUGACCUCAUCACCAUGGAGAAGCGUAUUCAGGUAGAGCAUUGGAAAUGCAUAGUCAUGGAGACAUAGUCCAAACGUUCAUAGACAGUCUUAUUAAUUAUGAGUACAUAUGUCUUUUGUUAAAAGAAAAGAAAAAUAACACAAAAAUGUCUGUUACUUUUGAGUAAUGGUUUGAUAUUGAACUUCUGGGACUGUGUUUUCAUUGCUUGCAGAAUCUGUUUUAUUCAGUUUAGUUGGCUGUCCCUGCAUCUAGCAUGUGUUCAUGUUGGUUGCUUGGUGUCUUGCAGAGAGCAGCUGGAUGGUGCAGCAUUGAUUACUAUAGAAUUUCACUAAAAAGUGAAGUACUGUAUUGUAUUUUAAAAAUGGGUACUUUAAAAAAAAAUGAAUCUACUGUUUUGUUCUCAGUAUGUACAUAACCCUUGGCUUUGUUUUUAUAGUAAAUUCUGUCAUGAUCACAGGGUCAAUAUGUUGGUUUGUUAAUGCUAAUUGUAUUUAAGGUAUAAGGUUUGCAGAAAUUAUUCUGCUUACAUUGUUUUUUGUUCCUUCUAAUUUCUUGCAUGGUAUGGUAUGAGUAAUUUUAAAACUUGUUUGUAAAUUAGCCUUUCUUCUUUAUUUUCAUAGUUUGAAUUGUCUUCACCCAUCAUGUAACAAGCAGUUUUAAUAGAAAAACAUUGUAUAGAAUUUCCUUUAUAUCCUGCAGCAUUAGGCUUGUGUUCCCAUUUUGUUAAAAUAUACAUAUGUUUUAAUCUUAAUUGAAAUAAUUACUUCAUUGGUGAAAGAUACUCAUUAGUGCUUAGAACUUGCUUUGUUUUAUAAUUCGACUCGUUUGGAUGCACUUCCAUCACAGUAAGUGUUUGCACAAAAUAAAAUUGUGGAAAAGAGCAAUAAAUCGACAGCACAAUAAGCACAUUAUGUCACGGGCCCAGCAUGUCUUGGUUAAUGUGAAACGUAAUGUCUGCUUUAGUAUUACAUUGAUUUUUAACUUAAGACUGUUAAGAAUUCUUCCACAUAUCUAGAUUUUUUUCAGAAGUUUAUAUUUGUGUUUAAAGCAUAAUUUUAAUCCCUUCAAUUUGAAGACAGCUUGCUUCAGAAUAGCUAAGGUUAAAUAAGAAAUAAUAAACAAAUUAUAACUUCCAAAGUUUCCUUGUGUGCUGUUUGUGUUUAACUAAUGCCUUUAUGAAUAUGAAUUGUACAUGAACAUGAGCAUUUUUGUUGCCACUAACCAUUGGCUGACUAACUCCAGGCAAAACAAUUUCUACGUUUGUUAAUUAGUCUUAAAUAAAUGCUUGUGAAUGAAGGAAUAUAACAGUGUGGUAAAAAUAGUUGUAUUUUUGUAGGCUUCUAUGCUUAUGAUUUUCUUGUAGCAAUGUUGAAUUCAUCAAAAUUAACAGAAUGCUAUUUAGAGUGGUGCAUAGUAGAGACACAAAUGUUUGUUCCAGUUUCCAAUUGAGAUGUCGAUGCCUUGGAUUCUUACAGACCACAUUCUGAGAACCAAGGAACCAUCAAUGAUGGAGUAUGUUCUCUAUCCUUUGGAUCUGUACAAUGAUAGUGCUUUGUAUGCAUUGACGGUCUUCAGAAAGCAGUUCCUUUAUGAUGAAGUGGAAGCUGAAGUUAAUUUGUGUUUUGAUCAAUUUGUAUAUAAGCUAAGUGAGCAAAUUUUUGCUCAUUAUAAACAAUUGGCAUCAAGCAUUUUAUUAGACAAGAGAUUCAGAGUGGAAUGUGUAGCACAAGGUACUUAUCUUCUGGCAUAUCCAAGAGCAAAUCGUUAUGAAACACUUUUGAAGCAAAGGCAUGUUCAACUCUUGGGUCGAUCCAUUGAUCUUAACAAACUUAUAACUCAGAGAAUAAAUGCAGACAUGCAGAAGUCAUUGGAUCUGGCCAUUAGUAAAUUUGAAGCUGGAGAUAUCACAGGAGUUGUGGAAUUGGAUGGAUUGCUUCAAGUGAAUCGUUUGUGUCACAAAUUGUUAUCAAAAUUUUUGGCUUUAGAUGAAUAUGAUGCAAUGUUUCGAGAAGCAAAUCAUAAUGUUCUUGCUCCUUAUGGUAGAAUAACUCUUCAUGUAUUUUGGGAAUUAAACUAUGAUUUCCUGCCUAAUUAUUGCUACAAUGCUGCAACAAGCCGAUUUGUGCGAUGCAGAGGAAUUCAAUUUGCUCAGCCAGUGCAUCGAGAUAAACCACCUCAAAUGGGCCACCACUAUCUAUGGGGAAGCAAGCAAUUGAAUUUGGCUUACAGCACAAUAUAUGGGCAAUAUUCUGGUUUUGUGGGUGCACAACAUUUUCGUACUAUGUGUCGCUUGCUUGGCUAUCAGGGUAUUGCAGUUGUUAUGGAAGAAUUGCUAAAAAUUGUGAAAAGUCUUUUGCAAGGAAAUAUACUGCAGUUCACUAAAACACUAAUGGAGGCCAUGCCUAAAGUGUGCAAACUGCCACGUUAUGAUUAUGGAUCACCAGGUGUCUUGGGUUACUACCAUGCUCAGUUAAAUGAUAUUGUGCAGUACCCUGAUGCAAGAACAGAGAUGUUUCACAGUUUCCGAGAACUAGGAAACACAAUUCUUUUCUGCUUAUUGAUGGAACAAGCAUUGUCUCAAGAGGAAGUGUGUGACUUACUUCAUGCUGCUCCUUUCCAGAAUAUUUUGCCUAGACCAUAUUGUAAAGAUGGAGAGAAACCUGAAACGAAACAAAAGAGAUUGGAAGCCAAGUAUUCUGCUUUACAGAUUGUUCCUAGUAUUGAUAAACUUGGCACACCAAAGCAAGCUUUAAUUGCCCGUGAGGGUGAUUUGUUGACUAGAGAACGAUUAUGUUGUGGUUUGUCAAUCUUUGAAGUUGUACUCAGCCGUCUGCGUAGUUUUUUGGAUGAUCCUAUAUGGGUUGGCCCACCACCAACCAAUGGAGUCAUUAAUGUUGAUGAAUGUACCGAAUUUCAUCGUUUAUGGUCAGCUCUUCAGUUUGUUUAUUGUAUUCCAGUUGGGGAUACUGAAUUUACUGUGGAAGAAUUGUUUGGUGAAGGUCUAAACUGGGCAGGGUGCACAAUGAUUAUUCUGUUGGGACAGCAACGCAGAUUUGAAGCACUUGAUUUUUGUUACCAUAUUUUGCGCGUACAAAGGGUAGAUGGCAAAGAUGAAAUGGUGAAAGGAAUUGCAUUGAAGCGCAUGGUGGAUCGAAUUCGCCGCUUUCAGGUGUUGAACUCGCAGAUAUUUGCUGUGCUCAACAAGUUUCUGAAGUCUGGCGACUCUGAUGUUAUGUCAGUAGAGCAUGUCAGAUGCUUUCCUCCUCCAAUUCACCCCACUUUAGCAGCACAGGCACAUUACUACCGGCCUGAAAACAUCAGACAAACUGUGCAACAUUGAAAUUUUACUUGUAUUGAGAUUUAGCAGUGCAUUAUGUUCAGAUAAAAAAAACUGCUUUGUCAUCCAUUGUACACUGAGAAUAUUUUCUGUGGUUUGCAAUGAAUUUAGAAAAGGAAUAACCAUCUCCCCUUGUAUUAACAGGGUCUCCUUUCAUAGUAAGGGAAAGAUGUAAACAUUUGUAGGAACUUUUCAUAUUGAAUUUACAGUGUAUUUAUUGUUUUAUGGAAAUGUUUAGUCUUUCCAGCUUGUUAUUGCAGACUGUCAUGUUGAUGCCUAUGCAUAUUUUCUUUUGCAAAUAGUUUUGUUUCACAAGACAAGUUUGUUAUUUUUUUCCCUUCUUUUACUAUAUAUUGUGUAGAAUUCAACUAGGUUAUGUAAUUAAUAGUGGACUCUGUCCUUGUAUACUAAAUGUUCAGAACUUUGUCAUUUUUAGUGCAAGACCAUAAACUAUGCCUAUCAUUAGAGCUAAAUGUUUGCAACACUUUUUUCAGUGCAAAUAUUAUGUCAUCUGAAUGGUGUAGUAGUACAAGACCUGAUCGAGGACAUGUGAUUGGUAUCAGCCUAUAGUUGGCAAUGGACAAUUUUUGUAAUGAAAUUAACCAGUACAAUAGAGCCUACCAGGUGUGGGGAAAGAGGAAGCCGAUGUGUUCCUUCUCACAAAGCCUAAGACUGAGAUGAGUCCAGUAUUCUGAACAUUGCAAAUUACUAUGCCAAUUUUCUCACUUUCAUUUGGAGUGUAAGUAACUACUCUAAAACAGGAAAUGUGUGCCAUUUGGCUAUUUAUUGUAGUUGCGAAUAUCAUCAAGCUAAGAACUGUAUUUUUAUCAGUAUUUAUAUGGCACUAAUGUGCAUGUUAAUCAAAUGUACAUAGCAAUAUGUAGUUAAGAAAAUAAUUUUCAUUUAUUACAUUCCUAUUUUAUAUUGUCGUGAAAAAGAAAAUACAUGCCAAAGGUUUAUACAAAGCUUGUUUUUAAUACCAUAACAUACCAUAAGUACUUCAAAAUUUGAAAAGCAUUUGUAACUGCUUAUUUAAAAUACUUGUGACAUUCUUUUCAACAAUUUAUGCCAUGUCAGCAAAGAAGUCUGAAGCAUUUUUGUACUUGGAUGAUGGUAAAUUGUGACUUUGGGUCUUCUUCACAGAUUUCUUCUUUCCAUCAAUUUCUAUAUCUUCAAAAUAUCUUAUCCUCCAAAAUUUUAUUAACUGAUCGUGACCAUAGGAUGCUAUUAAAUCUCCAUCAUGGGAUAUGUCAACACAUUCAACAGGUAACUGAUGUUGUCCUGCUACCCCCAAGUGUCUGUGAGGGAAAAGAUGAGUUGCCCUGUGGACGAAAACAAUACCAGUUUUAACCAAUUUAACAAUACCAACAUAACCUGUAAGUGGUAACAUAAUAGGUAAUACCAAUAUUUCAGACCCUGUGUUUUGUUUCAACAUUAUUCAAUGUUUUUAUUGAAGCAGUAAGUAAAAUAUACUUACUGCUUCAAUAAAAAAUGUUCACAGAAAUUCAGGUCUAAGACCUUCAGGGCAAAUUUACAACAAUGGAUAAGAAAAAUUACAGACUGAUGUUAUUACAGAGAGAAUCUCAAAUGUGGCAUAGCUCUGCAGUCGAAGUUCCAACGUAACCAGUAUAGUCAAAUUAACAAAAAGAAAUAAGUGAUAGCAUCGGUCUCUCAGAUCCUACCACUAAGGGUUAAUAACAUAGCAUAAUUGCAUAGUAUGCAUUUCUUAAUAACUACAUUGACAAAAUUGAAUUCUCUCCAGUGGUAAAUUUAACAUUUUUUUUUAUUGGUGAUAUAGUGUACUAAAUUAAAUAUGCAUCAUAGUUGAUUUUGAAACAAUUUGUAGCAUGCUGUGACACUAAAGUGGAAUAUCUACAUUUCAGUUCUUGUAUCUUUCGAACCAAAAUUAUGAAAUAAUUUUUACAAUUUAUUUGGGUGCAUUUUAAUUGUAACUGUUGAAAUAAUUUCAUAUUAUUCAAAGCAUUAAUUCUGUCAGCCAACUCUUCAAAAAUAUGGAAUUACAUCUUUACCUUAAUAUUCCAUCCUCACAUGCAGUUAAAAUGAUAUUUUCAGUAAUAGGAAUAAGACUAUUUAUUCCUUUUUUGGGAUUGGGGAAUUCAUCACUAUGAUAUCCAAAUUCACCCCAAUUGAAGAGAUACACUGUUCCUUUUGCAGUGGCAGCUACAAGUUUCCUGUCAUGUUUCACUGUUGCUAGCCCAGUGAUUUCUGUAUUGUAUGGUUCUGACUGUAUAUGCAAUUUCCGCAUUCCUAUAUUUAAUGAUGUAAUUGUUCCAUCACCACUUGCACAAACAAUAAAUUUUUUAGCAUCAUUGGUUAUCAUGCAACUCACAUAAUCUUCCAUUUCUUUCAAAGAAAAUAUAGCAUCUUUUUUUCUCAUGUCCCACAAUUUGACAGUUCCAUCAUCAUCUCCUGAAGCCAGAAUGUUUGGAUUUACUACUAGAAGACUAUACACAGGAGCGUCAUGAGCAUUUUCAUAAACUUGUUUUAAUUUCCCUGUUUCCAUGUCAGAUACCAUGAUUGAUUUGUCUUUUGAUGUGGAAUAUAAUAACGUGCCAUCAUCAUUAAAUUCUACAUCUCUGCAAGACUUUAAAUGCAGUUCCAAAGUUUCAGAAAGUUCAUUAUUAUCGUUGUUAUAUUUAUACACUAAUGCAUCUCCUGUUACGGUAGCUGCAACUAUUAUAUCUUCACUUGGAUGGAAACAAAUGUCAGUAACAAAAUCUUCGCACUCAAUAUCUGCAGGAUGUUGACGAACUUUAUUCCUUUCUCUUAUAAUAGCUUUAACGACUUCGUCGUCCUCCUCUUCUUCAUUCAAAACAAUCGAGUCUUCUGCAUUACUGCAUUGAGGAAUAAUCUGUUCUGUUUCCUGUUUUGUUCCAGAAUCACUUUCCGAACUACUACUGGAACUGUCAGUCAUUGAAACAUCAGAAUCACUGUCGGACACAUGCGAAUCGUGGUCGCUUUCACUAGAAGGAUCAUCCAAUUCUUUUCUUGGACACAUUUUAUAAACCGAAAGGUCUUUUGGCCAAUAAAGUGUUCCCGGCGAAAACAAAUUUCUCUCGCAUUCACGUUAGUAGCACGAAUACCGCUUUACUUAGUACGCACUUUUUAAAGAACCCUUCCUGACCUCCACCAGAAGGAUCAAAAAGGCAUCGACUCCCCAAACACUACACGUGCUUGCACGUGUGCUGGGGGGCGGAAUAAAGACGGGUUGGCAGAUGCUGCCAACUGCGUAACCAAAGUUACUGGCCAUGGAAAAAGACGCCAAGACGUCCGCAUUAUCCGCAACCUGCAACCCUACGUGCCCUUAUGUGGUGGUGUGCAAUGGUAUGAAUCUAAACGUUACGGCCAAUUUUAUGUUGCAUUAGCCGACGAACCACAGAAGUGACGCAGUUUUUAUCGAUUAAUACUUUUCUUUGCAAUGGAUCAAACACAAAAUUAUUGACUUACGUAGAAGGGAGGUCUGAGGUGCAUUCAUGACAGCUAAGUGCAAAAUUGUCGCAUAGCAGUAACUUGUAAGGUUAAUCUUGUAAACAUGUAUUUUGGAGUUAAACUUCCAUCUCAGGAAGGUUGAAUAAAAGUAUGUCAUAACAUUUGAAUUGACAACUCUAGAUGCUCCUCUGUCACAGUGUAAAAUGGUUUCUCCAGGAAUUUCUCAACACUUUUAGUACAUAAAGAAGGUUUACAGCUCAUGUAAAUUUAUCUGUCAGCAAUGGAGGGACAGUCAAUUUGUAACAAAGCUGCUAUAUUUUUCAUGAUAAGUUUCCGUCAACUAUGUUUGAUAACCGUGUCGUUACCACUCUGUGCAUUGCUCAUUUGCUUUAUCACUGCCUAUAUCUUCCAGCAAGAUGACAUUCAUGAAACACAUUGUCGGGUAUACAAUGUUAUUCCUUCCAUCAGUGCUAUUACUGGUAUUAGCCCUCAACGCUAUUUAUGGAGAAUUUGUAUUGCCUUCCAUGUUGGACCACGAGUUGUUAUUGCAUCUGUAUAUCGAUCAUAUUAUCGUCAACUACUCUCUCUUUCCAAACAUGCCACAGAUGCAAAAGCCAUACGCCUCUUGGAUGUAUGCUUCUGGCUGAAUGUGGUAGAAAUUGCUGCUUUAUGUGGAGUGACAUACAUUUCCAAUCGAGAGAAUUACCCUAUUCAUGAAAAAAUCUUCAUACUUUUUAUGUUUGGAUCUCUCAGUUACAUGCUCGCCACAAUAAAAGUUUUUAAAUUGUUGAGACCAAAUAUGACUGAAACAGAGAAGACCUCUUAUCUGUUCAAAAAGUGUCUUUUUAUAUUAUCAAUAUGUUGCACUGUGGGUUUACUGAUUUUUUUCCUGAAACAUCGCCUGCUGUGCCAUGAAAUGGCUUUCAGUUGGUUCUCAUUGUGUGAAUACUGUAUUGCUUCAGCUAAUAUGGCAUUUCAUGUCACAGUGGUGCUAGACUUUCCAACUGAGAACUUGUUAGUGAAACGUGAUCUGCCACUUGUGAAUGUUAAUGCUGAUAAUGAAAUUGUGCAUCUCAAGGAAAACUAGUAUUUUAUGUUAUUCAUAAUUUUAAGAUAUUAGCAACUAUGCUAAUUAGAAGCACUGCCAAGGCUUGCUAGGCAGGAUGCGCAAAGCACAAAUUUUGAAAUAUUAACCCUUUUUCCAAAGUGGUGAUCAAGAAACUAAGUAUAUUGUGUAAAACUGCUGAAAGCUUUUGAAAACUAAAAUGAAUGUAAUAAUAUAUUACUUAACUCGAGUGAGAAAGAAACUUAUUUCUCUCUGUUAUUUUCUUGUAAAUCAUUAAGUAUGCUUAGCAAUUUAGUUGUAAUUAUAAUAAUAUUGAAUUCCAGGUGAAAAGUUUGAUUCAAGUUGGUAACAUCUUUUAUUGUAGUUAUGAAUUCCAUUUCAAUGCCAAAUUCCUGCCAUAGCAAGUCGGCAUGCACAAUAGACAUUUUGAGAUUUUGACAUUUUUAGGAGUAUCUGCACAGUACUUAUGCAAUAUGGAUACAAGAUUAGAGAAAGUAUUUUUGAGUACUUUCAGUAAGGAAUGAUUGUUACUCGCAUAUCAGAAUCAGAAAAGGCAUUAAUAUAAUGGAACUGAUUUAUUUAUUUAUUUAUUUACUUUUGUGUUUGCUUUCAAAACAGGAUGUGCAGUUGUUUGUACACACUUUUGUUGGUUCAAUAUUCUUAUGAUUCAUAUUAGAAAUAUCUUUAAUCUUAAAAUCCAACUUGUUUUAGGAAACCUGUAAGGGAGGUGAAGCUGAUGCUUAUUUGAGCAUCAGGUUGCAAAACUAAUCAAAUGAUAUUUCAUUUGGUUUACUCAUGAUUGAUAGGAGACUGUUCAUAAAAGCUAGUCAUUGCUUUUUAUACAUUUUAUUUUUGAACCUUUUAAAACAUUUAUUUUUACAUAUUUAUUGAUGCUUUGUACCAAAGUACUCAUUCUGUUGAAUGUUAAUGUUAUUCUGUUAGUUGUUUGUGAAAAUGUAUUAUUAAGUAUAAAAUGUAAUUUUUCUAAAGUACAUGCAGAUAAAUAUUUUUUCUGCAUUUUAUUGCAUUUACUUCAUUUAAUUUAUUGGGCAUUGUUACAAUUCUCUUUGAUUCUUUGUUAAAAAGAGGUACAAAACAAAUUGUUAAUGGUUGUAAUGAAUAGAACAUUUUUUAAUAAUUAUUUAAAAUUUGAUACUGAGCUUGAAAGGAAAUUAUAAUUUCAUUCCACAUUUAAUCUGUAGAUGAAAAAUAUUUUUAAAAAAAUAAUUUAUUUGCAAUUAAUGCUUUAAUUUCACAUUUUUGCGGUUCAAUAAUGGUUGAUCUGUUGAGGAAGAAAUGUUUUUGAACUUUGAUACUUGAGCGAGAUUUAUGGAAAUAAACUGAUAAGAUCAUUUGAUGAAAUAAUCUAGGAAAUAGCAGCUGCCUUUAUUCGAAAUAGAAGCAGUUUUAGUUACGUGCAGCUGUUCAUGUUGCCUUUUGGAGAUGCAGUAAACUUGAAGAAGCUUUAUAAAAUGCAUUAUAAUGUAGUAAUGUUAAAACAGCACAGCAUACAGAGGUAUUAGUACCAGGGUAUGUUGUUGUAGCUCAUACGUUUGUAGUUGGUAAGAAUGAUUUUGAUUAAUUUUUGAUCAAAAUAAUGGCAUAGUGAACAAAUGUGUACAGUACCUACACUCUUCAGGAUGUUUUUGUGGGAGUUUACACGUAGUUAAUUGCAUUCAAUAUAAAGAAAAUACUCCACAAAAACAUACAUCUAGAAAUUAAGCAUUUCAUUUAUAUAUACUGUACAGGUGGAAUAAUUUUUUUUAAGUUAAAUGAAACAGCACAAGUUUACACAUUUGGGCACUAUGUUAAAAAAAUAAACUUCACAUUUGUUCUGAUUUUUAAAGUAUUCAAAGCCUAUUUAUUGUGAUAAGUUGGUUAAUUGCAAAUUGCUGUUUGAGAGUGUUUAUAAGAAAAUUUGAACAUCAAGACAAUGAACAGCUUUCACAGAUAGGCUUAAUUUUAUGUGCCUAAAUAACAUAAAAUUGUUUUAAUAAGAGGUGAUACAGAAUACUGAAGUAAGAUAUUACUAUUAAAGCUUAAGUAACCAUAUUUUACAAAACUAAUAUUACCUAUUAAGACUAACAGACACUAGUCAGUUGAUAUGCAAUAGAAGUCAUAGAGUUAGGCUCAGUUAAUGAAACUAGACAAUUGAGAUUUGAAAAUAAUAGCAUUCAAAUCUUGCACAUGAAGUGAUCUAUGAAUUAUAUUUAUGUCAAGUAAUUUUUAUAUUUAAAAAAGUUAUUUUUUUAGAAAGUCAUUUUGUUCAUAUAACAAAAUUUGCUCUUUAAUCCAUUCUCACUGCUAUAUGCCCUUGUAUUCUGAAUUUUCCUGGUUCAAUGCAUAGCUGUACUUUCCUUGCAAUUUACUCUUUUAUUUAAUUUUUUAUAUUGGAAACCUUGCUUGUAAAAAAAUAGAUAAUGCAAGGAAUAGUUUUGUCAUUUGAGUAUUAGAAGUAAGGAUUUUGGGUAAUAACCAGACUACUGUUGGAUAAUAUACACUUAGUCUUCAAUCUUUCUCACAUGCUUUGCUCUGCUUUGAGAAAAUAAACAUGUUUGUCAAUUUUUUUAAAAAAUCUAUUGCAUCAAUACAGUCAAAGUAUAUUUCAGAGAAACUCUUUUACAGGAAUCUUUUCAAGAUACACGGUGCAUGUUAUCACUUAUGGUAGAUAAACAUCACAAUGCUGUUAUUGUGAUGAUCAUAUCAAUGUGGUUGUACCUGUGCAGUUAAAUAAUAUUAAGUUGUACUGUCCUGCAGUUUAUUACAAAUAUAGCUUGUCAAAAGAAUUAAUACUGUACAGUGCAACAGUCAUAAAAUAUAAUUUUAAUGAGUGAGAAAACAAGAAUCCUUUUGCGGGUCAAAAGGUGAAUAUGUAUGAGAAUGAAAUUUCAUUAUGACAUGAAAUGAUUACUCUUAAGUAUGUUUAUUCAGGUACAAAAGCUGUAACAAUGCACUGGUAACUAUGCAUUGUUAUUUGAUGAAGUUCCUUGAAAUUUUAUGUGCAUUUUAUUGGCUUGUAAUGCAUUUCUCUUAACAUCUCUUUAAUGGAACUUGCAUCAUUUUAUAUGUCAAUUUGAGAGUUUACAAAAAGUCUGUUGUACCAGUGUUGCUUUGCUGAGUAGGUUUUAACUGCAUUGGAAUGAUUUCCUUGGUCAGCAUGCUUUAGACAUCAAUACUUGUAGUGAAACUUUUCUAAUGUGUAGAAAUUAACUGUAACAGCAACACAGGCAUAUUUUACAGACACUGUGAUCAUUUGUACAUUUCUAUACCUUCUUUUUCAUCUAAACGUUUUAUUAAUCCUGAUCUGCUCGUUAGAAAGUAAUAAUUUUGAAACAUUAAGUUGUAGCAGCUUAGACACAAAUUUAGAAUGUAAUAACAUACUUAAACACAGUGUUUCUCAAUAAAUGAGUUAAUAAUUUAAUGAAUAAUGCCUCUAUUUGCAUAAGACUUUGGCCAAAAUAUAGUGUUCAAAGAUAGGAGAUGUUGGUUUUCAAUGUAGGAUAACUUUUAUAUUUGCUAAAUAUUGCUCUAGAAAUUAGAGGAAAUCCAAGAUCUCCAAAGAAAUGUCGCCAGAGAGUUGAGAAACACUGUUCAAAAAGCUUUUUUAUAAAUAAUACUCUCACAACUUAAUAGAAUUGCAAAAAUCUGUCUACCUUUUGUCAUAAUCUCUGUAUUACUGAUCUCUAAGAAUGAAAACAUCUUUAUUAUCAAUUUAUUUCUUGCACAUAUCAUGUUCAUGAUUGUUUUCAUUUUUGUAGAGAUAUUUUAUGUAUCUAUUUGUAUGGUGUUUAAUUAGUAUUCCAAGUUUUAAGCAGGCUACGAUGCAUGCAUAGGAAGCACGUAUCUGUGCAUUUCCAGCAAUAUAUACUGACAAGUAGAGAAUUCCAUGCUGUUCUUUAUAGUAAAACUGUGUUGUUGUUUUUUUGUAAUAACAUCUGAUUUUUAUAAAUUUCUUUUUUGAGACUUCUGAUUGUUCCUGUACGUAUAAUUGGUUUAAUACAAAAUGUUUGCUAUAAUUUCAGGAACUGUGACAAGAUUCUGUUGAGAACAUGGAAUCAAUAAUAUUGUGACAAUUUUCAAAUUAAACAUCAAGAAUUCAAUGUGCAAGUUGUAUUUUUUUUAUCUGAAUCCUUCCAGGAAAUUCCAUGAAUUUAGAAAAACCCAGAUGUUAAGUUUUAUGAAAAUUGAAUUAUUCUUGUAAAUAAUGCUUUCCAAGCUUGUGACAAUUCAUUAAAAGAAAUCUCACUUUGAAAAUAUCCCAGCCUUUCAAUUGUUUCGCAUAUAUCUGACCAAUCUGUCAAAUGUAUCAAAAAUAUGAAUGUAAAAGCAUAACAUGAUAUUGACAAGUGAUUUGAAGAACUAUGCAUCAUAAGCUAAUAAGUACUACACUAAAUAGUUUUGUGCUAAAAUAUGAAUCAAAAGUUAAUAAAGAAAUAUUUGAGUCAAAAUAUGUACCAC